Molecule: messenger RNA, 2325 nt
Organism: Penicillium paradoxum
Lineage: Eukaryota; Fungi; Ascomycota; Eurotiomycetes; Eurotiales; Aspergillaceae
Product: M28 family metallopeptidase
Exons: 3
Coding region: 1-2325 (774 amino acids)
Molecular function (GO): carboxypeptidase activity
Source: RefSeq, a predicted model, not a curated record
AUGGGGGAGAAAGAAAUGCCGUACUCAGAGACGACACCUCUCCUCGAGGUCAAUGUCGCCCGUCGGCGGCAUAGAUAUCCGCACCAUGCUCUUCGUCGAGCGUGUACUAUCUCCCUUGCAGCCUUGCUUUCCGUGGCGACCCUGCUAUUCCUCUCUCCGGUCGCUAUUCUACCUCGAGAACACGGCUCAGUUUGGUCGUAUCUCCCAUGGGCUCACCCAAUCCCCCAUGAAGCCUGGCCAGAGAGCUACGGCCUUCCUUACGAUCAGCUCCAACAGAUCCUCCUCGAUGUGCCUUCUGCAGAUAAGGCCCGAGAGUGGAGCAAAUACUAUACCGCCGGACCACACUUGGGAGGAAAGAAUCUUUCCCAGGCACUUUGGACAAUGGAAAAGUGGAAGGAAUUCGGCGUCGAGGAUACCGGCCUUGCAGCGUAUGAUAUCUAUAUCAACUACCCGCUCGAUCACCGCUUGGCUCUCCUAAAGACGACGGAUGACAAGACGGAAGUGACCUUUGAGGCCACCUUGGAGGAGGAUGUUCUUGAAGAGGAUCCUACUUCCGGCUUGUCAGACCGUGUCCCGGUUUUCCAUGGUUACUCCGCUACUGGUAAUGUGACGGCCCAGUAUGUGUAUGUCAAUUUCGGCACAGUUAAGGAUUUCGAGGAUCUUGUGAAUGCCAACGUCACUUUGGAGGGCAAGAUCGCGAUUGCCAAGUACGGCAGGGUCUUCCGUGGAUUGAAGGUGAAGCGUGCACAGGAACUCGGAAUGGUCGGCGUGGUUAUCUACAGUGAUCCGCAGGAAGAUGGUGAAAUCACCGAGGAGAAUGGUUAUGAAGCUUAUCCCAAUGGACCGGCGCGAAACCCCAGUGCUAUCCAGAGAGGAAGCACCCAAUUCCUCAGUAUCCUUCCUGGUGACCCUACAACCCCGGGAUACCCAUCUAAGCCUGGAUGUGAACGGCAAGAUCCGCACAAUUCUAUCCCCUCGAUUCCUUCUCUCCCAAUUUCAUACAAGGAAGUCCUGCCAUUCCUGAAGGCGCUGAACGGCCACGGUCCCAAGGCGUCGGACUUCAAUGAGUGGUGGCAGGGAGGCGGUCUCGGUUACAAGGGUGUGGAGUAUAACAUUGGACCUUCUCCUGAGGAUGUGGUGAUUAACCUCCACAAUCACCAAGAGUACGUGAUAACUCCUUUGUGGAACGUUAUUGGUACUAUCAAGGGACACAUUCCCGAUGAGGUUGUCAUUCUCGGCAACCACCGUGAUGCAUGGAUUGCUGGUGGCGCUGGAGAUCCCAACAGCGGAUCCGCUGCUAUGAACGAAGUCGUCCGCAGCUUCGGUGAGGCUCUCAAGGCAGGAUGGAAACCAUUGCGCACGGUGGUCUUUGCCAGCUGGGAUGGUGAAGAGUACGGCCUUCUUGGCUCUACUGAAUGGGUGGAAGAAUACCUCCCAUGGCUUUCCAAGGCCAACAUCGCCUAUUUAAAUGUCGAUGUCGCUGCUGCGGGUACCAACUUCGAGCCCCGGGCCAGCCCUCUUCUGAACAAGGUCAUCAACGAUGUGACCGGUUUGGUGCAGUCCCCCAACCAGACUGUGCGCGGUCAGACCGUCCGCGACGUCUGGAACGGCAAAAUCGCGACGAUGGGAAGCGGCAGUGACUUCACUGCUUUCCAAGACUUUGCUGGCAUCGCCAGUCUCGAUUUCGGGUUUGGCCGUGGUAAGAAUGAUCCAGUCUACCACUACCACUCAAACUAUGACAGCUUCGCAUGGAUGGAGAAGUACGGAGACAAAGACUUCCUCUACCACCUAGCCUGCACAAGGCUCUGGGCUCUGGCAGCCGCGCAGCUGGUGGAAUCUCCCCUUCUAGCGCUCAAUGCCACCGACUAUGCCCGCGGACUCGGAUCCUACCUGGACAACAUCAAGCAUUCAGCCGACAACCUUCCGAAGAAGACCCACUUCAACUUCGGAUCUCUGGAUAGGGCUAUUCUCAACUUCCAGAAAUCCGCAAAAGCCUUCGAUGCCUAUGCUGCGGACUUGAGCUCCAAGCUUGGUGAUGAUGUGCCUUGGUACCACUGGUGGAAGAAGGUGAGACUGUGGUUCCAGAUCCGCGCCACCAAUGCCAAAUACAAGGGCAUUGAACGGGCUUUCUUGUACCAACCUGGUCUGGAUGGCCGUGACUGGUUCAAGCAUGUUGUCUUCGCCCCUGGCAUUUGGACUGGUUAUGCGGGGGCCACCUACCCGGGACUCGUUGAGAGCCUUGAGGCUGGAGAUGCGGAGAACGCCUGGAAAUGGAGCACCAUCAUCGAGGAACGAAUUUCUGCUGCGACCAAGUUACUGCUGUAA